This is a messenger RNA of Peronospora matthiolae, 1026 nucleotides long. NCBI's taxonomy places the organism in Eukaryota, Oomycota, Peronosporomycetes, Peronosporales, Peronosporaceae. The record is from the annotation of a GenBank genome assembly.
AUGGCCGCCACCGUGCGCAACACUGCGAUCAAACGCAUUCAAGGCGAUGUGCGCGAAAUGAUGACGAAUCCAAGCGACCAGUACGCGGCAGCGCCGCUCGAGACCAAUAUGUUUGACUGGCAUUUCACACUGCGUGGACCACGCGAGACGGAGUUCGAAGGCGGGAUUUACCAUGGACGCAUCAUUUUGCCGUCGGAUUAUCCGUUCAAGCCGCCUAACAUUAUGCUGCUGACGCCAAAUGGACGCUUUGAAGUGAAGAAGAAAAUCUGUCUGAGCAUUUCGGCCUUUCACCCGGAGGAGUGGCAGCCGGCGUGGGGCGUCCGACUCAUUCUGGAGGCACUGACCAGCUUCAUGCCUACGAAAGGCGAGGGUGCGAUAGGUGCACUGGACUUUUCUGCGGACGAGAGGAAGCGGCUGGCAAAAUUGUCGGUCAACUUCAAGUGUGAAAGUUGUGGACGAGUUGCCGACUUGUUGCCAGACCUGGUUUCCGAGGAAGGAAGUGAGAAAAAGCCUUCUAAGUAUGCGGACCAGAUUGCACAGCUGCACAUUCACGGCCUAGAGAAAAGUGCUUCUCCAGCAAGUGCAGCGUCCGACGAAAAAAAGGCUGCCACUGCAACUACAGAGAGCAGUGAACAUGGCUUGCAGGAGGCGACGGCAACUUCUGUUGUAGCACAAAGCCGUGGUGAGGUUCAUAAUGAGGCCUUGCUGAAUUCGAUGGCUACUUUAUCAGAGGUCAAGACGUCUGCCGAUGAAGUAAGUCAUGUGGAUAAUGUCGACUCUUCUGAUACGGCAGCUGCAGUAUCAGCGACUAUUGAGGAACCACCAGAAGCACAAGGGCCGGCAGUGAUGGAAUCUCGUCAGAAUGCUGACACGGCGGUCACGGCACCUGUUGCUGGCCAAGUGCGUGAGUCAGACCACGUGGACACGCUUCUGCACUACUUGACGAUAGCCAUCGUCGUUGCGCUGUUUGCACUGAUUUACAAGAAGCUCCUGCAAACGCAUGGCUUGCUGCAGUCUGCCGCGUGA